Molecule: messenger RNA, 306 nt
Organism: Menidia menidia (Atlantic silverside)
Lineage: Eukaryota; Metazoa; Chordata; Actinopteri; Atheriniformes; Atherinopsidae
Source: the annotation of a GenBank genome assembly
AUGGCCAACAACACGGCGGACCACCCUCCGGGGAACUCGGUGGCAGAGGGAAACCACGAUGGGGACUUUGGCAUGACCGUGGAGGACCUCAGGGACCUCAUGGAGCUGCGGAGCGGCGAGGCCGUCGCCAAGAUCCGGGAAGAAUACGGAGACGUGCAGGGCAUCUGCCGCCGUCUGAAAACGUCCCCGAUAGAAGCAUAUCGCGGCACAAAGGCCAAAAACAUUUCAAAGCUGAACGCUACUUCACAUCCAGGUAGGAAUGUUGAGACCUCUGGGCCAGAACUGGCUGGGGGAGGAGGAGACUGA